This is a messenger RNA of Neoarius graeffei (lesser salmon catfish), 2613 nucleotides long. RefSeq names its product solute carrier family 5 member 6 (gene slc5a6b). The transcript is spliced from 16 exons. Gene Ontology annotation, biological process: sodium ion transport; biotin transport; pantothenate transmembrane transport. The record is from RefSeq and is a predicted model, not a curated record. NCBI's taxonomy places the organism in Eukaryota, Metazoa, Chordata, Actinopteri, Siluriformes, Ariidae. Gene Ontology annotation, cellular component: membrane. Bases 294 to 2159 code for a protein of 621 amino acids. Gene Ontology annotation, molecular function: sodium-dependent multivitamin transmembrane transporter activity.
UAGAGGGGUGUGGAAGUAUCAUGCGUUCCGGGUUGAUAGUAACACAAUGACCUCUCAUUUAAUCACUGAGCGUUGAUUGUAUAUCAGAAAUAUACAUUCACUAGAGGUAAAACGGAGGAAAGUACAGAAGUGUAGGUCUUCAGUGACGGUAACAGGCUCAGAUUAUAUGAAUGUAGUCAGAGCCGUAGUUAACGUGAUGGCGCACAGGUGCAGGUGCUCCUGUGUUCCUCAUGGAUGGCUGCAACAACCAAGUCCUUUCCCCAGCUCCUAACUAAAACCUUGAGCUCAUCAAUAUGGAUGAGACUGGACAGAAGUACUUCACUCCCAUUGACUUUGUGUUAUUUGCUCUGCUCCUGGUGGCCUCCAUGGCCAUAGGGCUGUAUUAUGCCCUCUCUGGAGGACGGCAAAGGACCACACAGGAGUUCCUGUUGGCUGACCGGAGCAUGAGGUGCCUGCCCCUUUCCCUAUCGCUCAUGGCCUCGUUCCAAUCCGCUGUUGCUAUUGUGGGGACGCCAGCAGAAAUCUACACCAAUGGCACACAGUACUGGUUCAUUGGCUGCGCUUAUAUCCUGGGACUCCUGGUCCCAGCCCACGUCUUCGUUCCAGUGUUCUACAGACUCCAUCUCACUAGUGCUUAUCAGUAUCUGGAGCUGCGCUUCUCGAAAGCAGUCCGAAUAUGUGGAACGGUGACCUUUAUUUUUCAGAUGGUUAUUUAUAUGGGUGUUGGUGUAUACACUCCAGCUCUCGCACUGAAUGCAGUUACUGGUUUUCACUUGUGGGGAGCAGUAUUAGCAACUGGACUAGUGUGCACAAUAUACACAGCACUGGGUGGACUGAAAGCGGUCAUUUGGACUGAUGUGUUUCAGACGGUAGUGAUGUUUGCCGGUCAGCUGGCUGUUGUCAUAGUGGGCGUGCAGCAAGCUGGUGGUAUUUCUGAGGUCUGGAGGAAAGUCACAGAGGGAGGCUUGAUCUCUGGCCUUGACCUAAAUCCUGACCCGACUGUGAGACACACCUUCUGGACAUUGGCGUUUGGUGGUGUGUUUCUGAUGCUCUCUCUAUAUGGAGUAAACCAGGCACAAGUCCAGAGGUACCUUAGCUCUCGCACAGAGAAAGAGGCUAUAAUGUCAUGCUACAUGGUGUUUCCCUGUCUUCAGGUUGCCUUGGGUCUGAGCUGUCUCAUGGGACUUGUUAUGUUUGCAUGUUAUGGUGGUAACAGCCCAUUAGACAAGCAGUAUGUCAAAUCUAAAGAUCAGAUGGUCCUAUACUUUGUCAUGGACAUGCUGCAGGACAUUCCUGGACUACCUGGACUGUUUGUUGCAUGUUUAUUUAGUGCAUCCCUAAGCACAAUAUCCUCAGCGUUCAAUUCCUUGGCCACAGUAACAAUGGAGGAUUUCAUUAAGCCUCAUUAUCCCUCUAUAUCAGAGGCUAGAGCCACCCUACUGUCCAAAAUACUCGCCUUUUCAUAUGGCCUUUUAUGCCUUGCUAUGGCCUAUGCUGUCCAUCUGAUGAACAGUUCUGUUUUGCAGGCAGCUCUCAGUAUCUUUGGGAUGGUCGGUGGUCCCUUGCUGGGACUUUUCUGUCUUGGGAUAUUUUUCCCCUGCGCCAAUAGCACUGGUGCUGUAACAGGGCUGAUCGCUGGUCUCAUCAUGGCCUUCUGGGUUGGCAUUGGUGGGUUUGUGGCUCGGAUGUCAAGCGCUGCCAUUGAGCGUCCAUAUAACAGCACUUAUCUGGUAUCAACAGAAAAUGUGACCUUGACUACAAUGACUUCAAUAUUAACUCCAGUCACUGAUAAACCGAGUACACCUGUUGGACUACAUGGUCUCUAUUCCCUGUCAUACAUGUGGUACAGUGCCUUCAACUCCACUGUUGUGGUUCUUAUUGGACUUCUUGUCAGUCUCAUCACAGGUCCAAUGAAGAAAAGCGACUUAACAGUUGGUACAGUUUAUCCUCUACUGGAUAACAUAUGCUUUUUCCUACAAAUCCUGCUGAAGUCCAAACUUUGCUGUGGCUCAUCUCCAGAACACAGGCAAAUUACUACACAUUGUGAACAAAUGAAUGGUGUUGCCAAGCCAGAGAAAAAUACUGGAACAGAAGACGAACGAGAGACUUUUCUGCCAAUAAACCAAAGAUCUUACUUGGAGAAGGAAACCUCAGUGUGACAGACUAUCAGAAACACAGUCACUUCUAAUUAGAAAUGCAUUGGACUUCGAUAAUAUACUGUACUUUGUUUGUUCACAAAGUCUGUUGUUCAUUUGAGCUGAGCCUAGGAGGAAGCUUUUUUUUCCUCUCCUUUUUUUAGGCUGUGGAUUGGUCAUCUAAAAAGCUGCUUACAAACAGGAACAAUUGAGUGUUGGUGAAAUUUAGAAAUGAUGUAGAUGGUUGCACAAGCCAGAUGGAAGGAAAUCAAUGUUUUUUUUUUAAACAAUUGACUUGUUCAAAAAAAAAAAAAAACUUGGAGUCUGUUCAUCAUAAUUAACUUUAUCAUUGUUGAAACUGUUGUCAGAUUUGUUGCCAAGGUAACAAUCUUGUUUGACAUACUGUAAAAAUAAGAUUGCACAUUUAUUUUAAUGCAUACAGUAUAUUAGUAAAUACUUCAUGUGGUUACUAAGACAA